CACGGCACACUCGAUCUAUCGGCUGCCCCACCCGGUGAUGGAAACGCCGGCGGCCGCAUCUGGAGGCGGAGGAGCAGGCUACGCGGACUCCGUCGACUCGUCUCCUCGCUCACGAGGAGGUGACUCAUGGGACGACCCCCCUCUCUCGUCUGUGGCUGCCCCAGGUCGCCUCCGGCUGAUGUGCAGCUACGGCGGCCGCAUCUGCCCCCGACCCACCGACAAAUCCCUGUGCUACCUCGGCGGAGAGACCCGCAUGGUCGUGGUAGAUCGACACUCUUCUCUCUCUGAACUCUCCGCCAAGCUCUCCCGGACCCUUCUCGGCGGCCGCCCCUUUACCCUCAAAUACCAGCUACCCAACGAGGACCUAGACUCCCUCAUCUCCAUCGCCACCGACGAAGACCUCGAGAAUAUGAUCGAGGAGUACGAUCGCAUUCUCUCCGCCUUAUCCGUCAGUUCUGGCGGCGGCGCUACCCGCUCCUCCCGCCUGCGCCUCUUCUUAUUUCCGUCUAAGCCGGAUACAUCGCCGACUUCCUCGAUCGGUUCGUUGCUGGAUGAUUCCAAGUCGGAGACUUGGUUCGUGGAUGCGCUCAAUAGCGCCAUGGGCGGGAUGGGAAUCGACGGGAUCCCUCGGGGCCUGUCCUCCGACUCUGCCUCCGUGAACUGUCUCCUCGGGCUUGAGGACGAUUCAUCCGUUCACUCACGCGGCGGCGGUACUGCAACCGCUCCCUCAGGGCUUGGUCUGGGUGCCCCUCAGUCGGAACGUGCCGAGCAGCUCGUCCUACCCCACCCGGACUCAUCGCGCAAGCUCGCUCGCCAAGGCCAGGACGUCCACUCGGUGCCGGACUCGCCGAUUCUCGACACGUCUUCCUCCUUUGGAUCCGCCUCCUCCGUUCCGUCUCUCUCCAACCUCCCUCCUAUCCGAGUCCGCCCUGACGACCGCCCUUCCGAUCGGCGAAUCGCCGGGCUCGAUGAGCACCUCGCCCACAUGAACCUGUCGUCCACCGCCAAAGCCAGCAGGGACGGGCAAAGGAUGGAUGACGAUUUCAAGGAACAAUCGGGCGUCACUCAGCCCCAAGCCCCACCGCCGAUCCCCCUCUCUGCUUCAUCAUCCGUCAUGUACAUCUCCCCUUCCGAAAACCCUAGCAGAUCUUUCUCCUCCGACGACGAGAAGUCCGAUCAUGGUGGCUUCCGGAAACCGGCGGUGCAGCCUCCAAAUCCAGCCCAGAUCGAAGCUUCCAUGCCCGAUUUAGGCUCUAGAACAACAUACUCAAAUGUCAUCUCCGAUCCAAAACGACAACUCCCAGUCCCAUCGGUUGCUGCCACAGAUUCUACCAGCUACCAAUUGCAAUUGCCCUUGGUGCAGCCGGAGCAAUUUCAAGAGCAACACCUCCAUCCUCAACUUCGUCAGCAGCAGCAGCAGCCGCCGCCGCCGCAGCAACAACAACAAUAUAUCCCUACAAAUUCUUAUUACAUCCAAGACCCUUCCACCGGUGGUGUAAUCCCUGCCCCUUCUUACUUUCCUGUUGCAACCCAAACAAUCCAACAAUCACCACAAGCUCACAUCCCCAUGUAUUACUAUCCCGUUCGCCCAAGUCCGGCAUACAACUUAGGGGGAUUGCAGCCCGCUCCAGGGGACACCAAUUCAGUACCUUCCAUGGGUGCCAUGCCUGUCCCUAGAGUCGCCGUGAAGCCUGAUGUGCCAGCAAAUUUAUAUCGAACUGCAGUCCCACCACCUUCUGCCACAGUGCAACCGCCACCGCCGCCUUUGAUCCACAUCGGUGCCGACCAAGCCCACCCAUAUGUAGCCGGAAUGGGGUAUCAUGUGGUGCAGCAGCACCAUCUUUCCCAGUCCCCUGCAACAAUAGCUAACUAUGGGUAUCAAUUUGCUACUACUGAUAAUACCCGUCCUCAAAUGUACUACUCUCAGGCCACUCCAUCAAUUGCUUCUCAUGGCCAACCUGUGAAUUCUGUGGCUCCAGCUGAUCCAAAGUCAUCAUGAACUUGAUCAAAAAGAAGAAAUCUGAGGUGAAUUAUAGUAAACCCCUGUGCUUAGAUAGUCUAGUUACUUCUGCGUUCUGUAGAUGUAGCUAAAUAAGUCUAUUAGCAUAUCGUCGAUGAUGUUCCUAUGCUAUUUGAAUAAGUGAAAGAUUUAGAACAGAUCCUUGUUCUUGGGUCAUCUAUGUCAUGAGUCAGUGGGUCUAGAGUUACAAUAAACUGUGUAUCAUCUUUGUUAUUCUCAUCUAUCUCGAGUCCUUGUUUUAUGAUGAUCUUGUUUUUCA
This is a messenger RNA of Zingiber officinale, 2279 nucleotides long. RefSeq names its product RNA polymerase II degradation factor 1-like. The record is from RefSeq and is a predicted model, not a curated record. Gene Ontology annotation, molecular function: protein binding. The coding region runs from base 38 to 1999 and encodes 653 amino acids. Lineage: Eukaryota; Viridiplantae; Streptophyta; Magnoliopsida; Zingiberales; Zingiberaceae. The transcript is spliced from 2 exons.